Lactuca virosa is the source of this 2119-nucleotide messenger RNA. The record is from the annotation of a GenBank genome assembly. Lineage: Eukaryota; Viridiplantae; Streptophyta; Magnoliopsida; Asterales; Asteraceae.
UUGACCAUAUCUUUCAAGAACUUGGAAUAAAUCCACUGAAACUACAAUUCUACAAACAUCUCAUUUCCUUGAUGGCUAUUUUCAUAAUGAUUUUAUUGAUUACAUUCCAUGUUUUAUUCACCAAUAGCCAACAUCACCCUUUAGAUCCUCUAACUCCUAACGAAUUAUCCCAAAUCCAACGUAUCAUAACAAACUCUCAUAUUUCUUCUCUUCCAAAUCUAACCUUCCAUUUUGUUGAUCUCAAUGAACCCAACAAAAAAGACGUAAUCCAAUGGCUCUCAUCUCCCCACAAACAAAACCAGUCUUUCCCUUAUCGAGAAGCCAUGAUUGUGAUUCGUGGUGGUGGUCAAACCCAUGAACUCAUCAUAGAUUUGACCACUUCUUCCAUCACAUCAGACCAUGUUUAUACAGGCGAUGGCUACCCUCCAAAUACCUUCACUGAGCUACUUCAAGCAGCAAGAUUACCCUUCAAAAGCUCUAAAUUCAAAGCUUUGAUCUCAAAAAGAGGCUUAAACAUAUCGGAAAUCACGUGUUUUCCAUUCACUAUAGGAUGGUUUGGAGAAUCCGUCACUAAAAGAGCUGUUAAAUUAUCGUGUUUCUACCAUGAAGGAACCACUAAUGUUUUCUCAAGACCUAUCGAAGGUUUAACCAUUUUAGUAGACAUCGAGUCGAUGAAAAUUCAGAAAAUUGUAGACAUCGGAAGUAGAAGAACUCAUUUGCCUCGAGGUGAAGGUACUGAUUUACAAAGUUCUAGUGAAAGUUAUGAUCCUAACGUCGAUUGUGAGAAAACUCAUGAAAAAGGAUUCACGAUUGAAAGAAACGAAAUUAAUUGGAAGAAUUGGAGAUUUCACGUGGGGUUUAACGCACGUGCGGGAGUGAUUAUAUCAACUGCAUCGGUUUUUGAUUCUGGGAAAAACGAAUGGAGGAGGGUGAUGUAUAGAGGACACGUGUCAGAAACGUUUGUUCCAUAUAUGGAUCCAAGUAGUGAAUGGUAUUACAGGACUUUUUUGGAUGUAGGUGAAUUUGGGUUUGGUAGAUCUGCUGUAACACUUGUGAAUUUAACAGAUUGUCCAAGUAAUUCGGUUUAUAUUGAUGGGUAUAUGAGUGGGGCAGAUGGGAUGCCUCAAGAAGUGCCUAAAGCUAUCUGUAUAUUUGAAAGGUAUGCUGGAGAUAUUGCUUGGAGACAUACUGAAAUUGGUAUUCCAGGAAAAGUGAUAACAAGUGGAGAAGCAGAAGUUAGUCUUGUAGUCAGAAUGGUAGCCACAGUAGGAAACUAUGAUUACAUUCUUGAUUGGGAGUUCAAGCAAAGUGGCUCCAUAAAAGUUAAGGUAGGACUUACGGGUGUUUUGGAAAUGAAAGCAACAAGAUACACAAAAGCCAAAGAAAUCAAAGAAGAAACCUAUGGACCACUAGUAGCAACCAACAGAAUAGGAAACAACCAUGAUCACUUCAUAACAUACUAUCUCGACCUUGACAUUGAUGGCGAUGAAAACUCUUUUGUAAAAGCAAAUUUAAAAGUCAAAAAAGUCAACACAUCUCCAAGGAAGAGUUACUGGAAUGUGGUUAAGGAGACUGCCAAAACCGAAAAUGAAGCAAGAAUUAGGCUCGGGUUGAAGGCAUCCGAACUUUUAGUGGUGAACACAAAUAAGAAGACCAAAUUGGGAAAUGAUGUUGGGUAUCGGGUGAUGACAGGGCAGCCAGCUGUCUCUUUAUUAUUGGAUGAUGAUUAUCCACAAAUUAGAGCUUCUUACACUAAGUAUCAAGUGUGGGUGACUAGUUAUAACAAGUCCGAGAGAUGGGCUGCAGGGUUUUAUGCUGAUAGGAGCACAGGAAAAGAUGGGUUAUCUGUUUGGAGCCGAAGGAAUAGAUCGAUUAUGAACAAAGAUAUAGUUUUGUGGUACACUGUGGGAUUUCAUCACAACCCCUGUCAAGAAGAUUUCCCAGUGAUGUCAACAUUAUCUAAUGGAUUCGAGUUAAAGCCUUCAAACUUUUUUGAAAGAAAUCCAUUGAUCAAGACUUGAAAAGAAGUUAAAGAAAUCAUUUAUCUCUUUCAUCAGGUUUCUAUGGCGUAACAGCUAGAAAGUAAGAACACGGUUGAAGGGCAUCACAAAGAUUUGAG